AUGGAAGGCACAAGGAGAGGCAAUGGUGCGAUGGGUGGUUUGGAGAAUUUUGCUGCCCUGUCAUUGAAGGCGGGUGGAGCAGAGGAGGAGGCCGGCUCGAUGGCAGUCACAGCAGCUCAGGAGCUGGGGGUCGGCGGGGUCGGGAUCGUUCUACAACGGGACGACGAGCACAAGGUGCUCGGGUGGCACGUGCGGCAGAUCGAGGUCGGCUCCUCCGCCUAUGUGCAGGGAGACGUCCAGCUCUUUGACGUGCUCAUGGCGGUGGAAGGGAGCCUGGUGGAGCAGAUGGAGGAGGAGGAGAUCGUCGGGAGGAUCCUCGGGCCCGUCGGCUCGACCGUCACCCUCACGUUCGGGCGGGUGAUACACAAGGAGCGACCCGAGCUGAGCAAGGUCGUCAGGGUGACGCUGGUGCGGGGGAGGCCGAGGAUGCAGCUUGCGUCUGAGAUCGUCCGAGCUGAUGGCCUGCUAAGGUCGAUGGAACGUCAGCGCCGGGCCCUGGGAAAGGACGCGAAGGUGGCGGCGCGAUCGCUGCGGGAAGCGUCGGAUCGAGUGACGUCGCUCAAGGAUGAGCGGGAGAGUCUGAGGUUGACGCUGGAGGAUGUGCAGGCCAGGAUGAGGAGCAUGGAGACGAGGCUGAUCAAGAACGUGGCGGGCAAGGCGGAGCAAGAGGGCCUGCAGCGACUGACGUGCCAGGAGCUGCACGAGAGGAUCGCGAUGGUGCAGGAGAGGACGCUGAAGGCCAGGGAGAAGAUGAUGGAGAACGAGAAGAUGAAGUGGAGGAUAGAGAGCGAGGAGGGCGAGGUGUAUGCCCGCAUUGAGCAGCACCGGCGUUCGGCCCUUCAUAUGAAGGAGGUUCUCAGCUACUCCUCACCCAGCACCUCGACGAGCAAGGGCCCUGACUUGUCCAGCUCUUCCUACAGCAAGCUGGUCAGCGCGUACGAAGACAACAUAGAAGAGUUGUCCAGGUGCGUGCUAGACAAGAUUCAGACCCGUCAGGUCACAACCGAAAGCAUGUCAAGGGGCUUGCAGGACCUUGAGGUGUUGGAGGAGGCGAUAGCAGACUCCAGGAGGUAUCAGCAAGGGCUCCUGGCCAGGAGGGAGAAGUUGGAGGAGGAGAGGGAGAGGAGGAAGAAGACGCUGCAGGAUCUGGAGAUGAAGAACUCCUCCCUCCUCUACGCCCUCAGUAUCGCCAAGUCCCAGGGAGAGUACGAGCGGCAGCUGCUCGCUGACGCAGAGAGCGGGCAGGCGAAGAGCGUGAGGAUGUGGAGCUCUGGCUUGCAGUCCGUCCAGGACCUCCGGGUAAAGUCCCGCGAGUCAGCCAACGAGAGGAUCGCAGAGAUCGGGAGCAAGAUGGGAGCCAUGGCGGCCGAGGCGGCGGCAGCGCACAAGGCGCUGGAUGCGCGGGAGGAGGAGGUGAAGGAGGAGGAGAUGCGGCUGAUGGUGGCGAAGAACAAGAUGCACAUCGAUCGUGCAAGGUUGCAACAGGAGGUGAAGGACGCGAGGAGGGAGGUGGAGGAUCUGAGCAGAGCGCUGGAGAAGCCGACCAAGACACUGGAGGGAGAGAUUGAGGCCAUCAAGAACUUGUACGAGGCCAACACCCGCUGCAAGUCGGAGAUCGCAGCGUCAAAGCGCCGGUUUGACAUCCGUUGCAUGCACCUCACGCGACUCUACGCGGCGCAGGUUCUGCGCACGAGGAUGGAGGAGGCCAUGGGCGGGGAGCAAGGGCACGUGCUGAGAGGGGUGAUAGGCAAGAUUGACGAGCUCAAGAGCAUGAGGAGCCGCCUCGAGAACAAGCUCGCCGCCAUCCUCAACCGCAUCGCUCGCCUCUCCUCCGCCAUCGAUCGGUUUCACAACCAGACCCACGACCGCCAUGGCCUCGCGCGCGUCUACCUCAAGGAGCGCGAGAGGCUUCUCAUAAAAGCCAACGGCCUCUUUGCGGGCGCUCACAACCCAGCUGGGGAGAGCAACCGUUACUUCUCCCGCCGGCCUGUUACCAGGCUCCUCCAGGGCCCUGUCCUCGAUCUUCUCAAGUACUGCGACCGCGACCGUGCCAUGCGUUCAGAGCUGGAGGAGCCUUGA
Messenger RNA from Guillardia theta CCMP2712, 2079 nucleotides. RefSeq lists its product as hypothetical. Gene Ontology annotation, molecular function: protein binding. Bases 1 to 2079 code for a protein of 692 amino acids. The record is from RefSeq and is a predicted model, not a curated record. NCBI's taxonomy places the organism in Eukaryota, Cryptophyceae, Pyrenomonadales, Geminigeraceae. The transcript has a single exon.